UAAUUCAAUAGGCGUGUAACAGUCUAACAGUUUCUUGCAUUAACCGAGAAAAUGAAUUUUCAAAUAAUUUUCCUUGUACUAAUUUCUGUAUUCACAGCAGCAGUUUCCGCUGAAGUUAUCUGUGGUCCUGAUGACGCUCUUUUGUCGAAUCCCGUUGAUUGUGGUUCGUUUUACCUAUGUUCGAACGGAGUGCCUUACCUUCAACAAUGUGCACCAACGCAUGGCGUGGCAUUGGUUUUCGACCCGAAUUUGAACCUAUGCGUUUGGGCGACUGAUUAUGAUUGUACGGAAUCAGAGACAACAACAAACUCUCCAGCAUCGACAAUGGAACCUUCUGAAUCAACAAAGGAACCUGCUGAAUCAACAAUGGAACCUUCUGAAUCAACAAAGGAACCUUCUGAAUCAACAAAGGAACCUUCUGAAUCAACAAAGGAACCUUCAGAGCCAACACCAUCAGAACCUCCUUGCCAUGAAAUCAGUCACCCUACUACUUGUCAGGGAUCGCCGCAUAAUUGUUCAUUCUGCUUCGAUACGUAUUUCAGUGAUGGAACUGUCGAUAUGCCUCGUUGCGAUACGUACAAUAAUUUACUUGAGGGUGGAUGCCACUCCUUUGAUGUCAAUCGAACCGAAUAUGAUUCUGUUGUGGUUACAAAUCCUAACUGUACUACUUGGUUGCCGGUAGAGCCUGGUAGAAAGAGAAAUAUUUCGGUAACAUUCAGCUUGGAGAAGCAUCCGUUAGACUUGUAUUACUUGAUGGAUUUCUCCGGAUCAAUGGCCGAUGACAAGGCGAAUGUUGUGAAGCUUAGUUCAAGCUUACUUGAAUUACUUGCUAACCUGACUGAUGAUUUUCGGAUUGGAUUCGGAACUUUUGUUGACAAGCCGAUACUUCCAUUUGGUGGACCUGAAGAUUACAGCUUCCGCAACGAUUUUCCUAUAACAUCUGAAACAGCUGGUUUGGUACAAAAAAUCAAUGACUUGCCGAUAUUGGGUGGUAAAGACGGUCCUGAGUCUCAUGCUGAUGCUUUAGCUCAAGUAAUAGAAUGUGCCGAACAAAUUGGUUGGAGAAGCAACAGUAGACGCGUUGUUCUGUUAGCUACGGAUAUUGAUUUCCAUAUUGCGGGUGAUGGCCGAGCAGCAAAUAUAACAGCUCCAUACGUAGAAGGAUGUUACAUGGAUUCCUUUGGUUCAUAUACUGAAGAGCUAACAAUGGACUAUCCCUCUAUAGAGCAGCUCGCAAACGCUUAUUCCAAAAACCAAGCAACAACAACUGCCAUUUUCGCAACCAGUUCCAAAACAGUAACGUUCUACGAGCAAGUCGCUUCACAAUUCAAAUCCGCAUACGUUGGCGCUCUGAACAGUGACUCAUCGAACGUUCUCGAGUUGAUAAGGAAUGAAUUUGCGAAAAUUGAGUCACGCAUGGAAAUCGAAAAAAGCGACACAAGUGAAUCGGUUUCGUUCAAAUACUUUUCGAAUUGCAUGCGUUCGGAUGAUGAACGUGAGACGACCGUUUGCGAACAUUUGCCGAAUUCGGGUGAUGUGACGUUCGUUGUGGAAAUCGAUUUGGCUGAGUGCCCGAAGGACGGAGAUGAAACUGGUAUGAUGUUUGACCUGAAUCCGGUCGGGCUGCCCAUUUUUAUUGAAGUGGAAUUAAGUUAUCUGUGCGAUUAACUUAUUGUCGAUGAACAAGCAUUACAAUAAAAUUAAUAUUCAAAAACAG
This is a messenger RNA of Bradysia coprophila, 1717 nucleotides long. Its product is annotated as integrin beta-PS-like. Gene Ontology annotation, cellular component: integrin complex; focal adhesion; extracellular region. The record is from RefSeq and is a predicted model, not a curated record. Lineage: Eukaryota; Metazoa; Arthropoda; Insecta; Diptera; Sciaridae. Gene Ontology annotation, biological process: cell adhesion mediated by integrin; cell migration; integrin-mediated signaling pathway. Gene Ontology annotation, molecular function: chitin binding; integrin binding.